UGGUAUGCUUUUGAGACAUUUCUGCCAAGAAAGAUAUUUUAUUCCACGAAAAAAGCAACCCAGAGAAUUUUGUGCUUUUCGAGCCCGAGCCAAAAUGAGCAAGGACGGUGCCAAACGAGAGGACUCCAAGGAGCGAGAUCGGGAUGACCGCGAUCGGCGCCGGCCGAUGGUCAGCAGUGACACGAACGACCCUAGGUCGAUUAACGCCCGAGUGUUCAUAGGUAACCUACCUACCGACAGGUUGACCAGACAAGAACUGGAAGGCCAGUUUUCCAAGUAUGGACACAUCACAGCAUGUUCCCUCCACAAAGGCUUUGGGUUUGUCCAGUUUGCUGAGGAACAAGAUGCCAGGGAAUCAGUCAAGGGAGAGGCGGGAAAGACUAUAAAAGGCUUCAAAGUUGACAUCAAGAUGGCAGCAGAAGGUAGGAGGGAGCGGAGACCUCCCGGAGGAGGUGGCGGCGGGGACCGCGGAGGCCCGGAUCGCGGCGGCCCGGAACGUGACAGGGAUCGUAGACGGUCGCCACCCAAAGCCAGAGACCCCUAUGGAAGAGACCCAUACGAUCCCUACUACGACAGGGGGCCGCCAGGACGCCGCGACAGAUCACCGCUUCGGGGGGACGACUACGACGAGCGUUAUAGAGACUACUACCGUGGAAGGGACGGAGAUCCACUGUUAGAAAGACGGCUGCAGGCCCUGAAGAACGCCAACUACGACGUCCUGAGCGACUCCCCCCAGCAGAGACGCGACGACCCGUACGCGGACAGGAGAGACCCUUACGCACGUGAGCGAUACGAAGAGAUGUACCGUCGCUAUGACGAUCUAGGUAAACAGCGCAGCAGAGAGGACCCUUACCGCAGAGAUGAGUAUGAAGAGCGUCUGCGUGCUUACGAGCGUUACUACGAGGAGUUCACCCAGGACAGGCCACUGGACUGUGAGAUUAUCGUUGUCCAGAAAGCUCAAAGAAACUAUGCUGAGAUGGUGGAGCGUCGUCUCCGUGACCUGCGGCUCCUCACCGACAUGAUCUUCCUGAACGAGCAAGUGUCUCUCGCUCAGGCGCUCGACGACGUGUCACGCCGCGGGGUCCUGUACGCCGUCAUCGUCACCAGCCAACACGAGAUGCAUCGCUCCGUCACCCUCAACAUCCUGCACGGCACGCCACAGGAACACAGGAACAUGCCGCUAGACGAUUCAAUGCAACUGGUCGCGCGUAACUUUGAACGUUACAUGCAAGACCUGCGUGAGCGGCAGGCCGCGGAACGAGCGUCCUCGACGUCUGCGGGACCCGCCGCAACCGCCGCCGCCGAACAGGCCCCCACGAUUCCCCAGCUGCUGAAUUUGCUGGCGGACGGACGACAGGUGACGGCGGAGGAGAUCGGACGAGUGAUCGAGUAUUUGCAGGACCGCCGCAGCCGGCUGCUACAGAUGCAGGGAGGACAGUCGGGGGCUCAGCAAACCCCCGCUACCGGAGCGCCCGGCCCCGCGGCCCAGUCUAACCUCGGCGGGCCGCCCUCCGCUGGUCCCGGGGCGGUCCCGGGGGUGAACCAGCAGCACCAGCAACAGGCAGAACUUCAGGCCAAGAUCCUAAGUAUCCUCAACCAGGACGGGAACGCACAAGCCUCGCAGGCCGGUCCCAACCCCCAGGCCGCCGCCAAGCCUGCCGCCAUCGCUGCAUCACCAGCAGGUGGCAAGCCUCCAUCCUUGCUAGACAUCUCUGUACAACCAACCGGACAUCUGAAGGGCGUGGGGACGCCGCAGCAGGCGGUUAACCAGUACGGGAUGGCGCAGCGCGCGCAGCCGACGCUACCGCCCAGCAGCCAGGCUACGAGUACCCCCAGCAGUCUCAACUUCGACAACCCGACGGUACAGAAGGCGCUGGACAGCCUGAUCCACUCGGGGCCGAACCUGCUGAAGAACCUGAGCCAGGCCGGGCCGCAGCAGACGCAGACGCCCAACACCAACCAGACGGCGGCGCACAUGGGGCAGUACGGGGGCGCGCAGCAGGGCAUGGGGGCGCAGUACGGGUCCCCCCAGGGUAUGGGGCAGUACCCCCAGGGUGGGCAGCAGCACGGCAUGGCAGGGGGGAACCACCAGAUGAUGGGGGGUGGGGGUAUGGGUAGGAACCCUGGGAUGGGGCAGCACGGUCAGAUGAUGGGGGGUGGGGGGAUGGGGAACAGUUUGCUUGGAGCGGGGCCGCCAGGGAUGCCACGGGGGCCGGGGCCGAUGGGAGGAGGGGGGAUGGGGGGUCAGCGACGGUACUGAAAAAAAUUAACGUGUCAGCACUUUUCUAGAAUGUUAUAUAAUUGUUAGCGGACCAGUUAAGGAUAAUUAAUGUACGUUUUGUGUAGAAAACUGUACAUGUUACUAUAAUAGCAGUGUCGUUAAGUACUGUAUACAUAAUAAACGCUUCAGUUACGUUUUAUUGUUUUUUCAUUUUACCUGAGCAGUAAUUUUGUAGCUUUUGAUAGUAUUGAUGUAAACCUGUAGAAGUUAAGCAAAUGUCUGUACUUGCUUGACAUUAAGAAUACUGUAAUACUACAUGUAUAUGAUAGAACUGCUUUUUUGUAGGCUCUCUGAGAUUGCAAUAAGUACAAUGUUGUGUAUUGUAACAGCAUUAAAGUCAUGCUAUGGCAGUGUGGCAAAAUGUGGCAGUGUGUGUAGACAUUUGUAUGUUACCAGCAGGAUACUAACAUCUCAUAGUGUUCUUGCAUUGCGUAAAAUAUACAAGUACAAUACAUCAACAGUGAUUGUCAAACACACUUACCCCAACAAAAUAAUAUUAUAAUUGUAGAAUGCCACUACUACAUGUACAUCUAAAACUAAGUGUAAACAUGCCAGUCUGUAUGUCAAUACUUAGUAUACAUUGUCUUGUUCAAAUCAGUCCGUUCAUAGAUACAUUCUGGAUUACAACCACUAUAAAGGAAGCACAAAUAAAGUGGCUGUUAAACAAAGUGAAAUGUUAACUAGUGUUACUUCUCUGUAGUCCUUAAGAAUUUAGGAGACUCCUUUUUUUUAGUUCAUUCAUGCCACCUUGGUUAGUCUUUGUUAACAGUAAGCUUUAAAAAUGUAUAAUGCUAAUGAUAUUAUACAUGUACUUUCAUAUAACCAUUAUAUGUACGAUCAGUUUUAUCUUGGAUAUUGGCUGCUCUGUAGAUACCUUCUGUAGCACAUUUCUGAUUAAAUAAAGUGUUUCCUACUGCUUACCCUCAUACUUCAAUAAACACUUUUUU
Molecule: messenger RNA, 3228 nt
Organism: Branchiostoma belcheri (Belcher's lancelet)
Lineage: Eukaryota; Metazoa; Chordata; Leptocardii; Amphioxiformes; Branchiostomatidae
Product: nuclear receptor coactivator 5-like
Exons: 11
Coding region: 5-2260 (751 amino acids)
Molecular function (GO): RNA binding
Source: RefSeq, a predicted model, not a curated record